Molecule: messenger RNA, 1002 nt
Organism: Rotaria sordida
Lineage: Eukaryota; Metazoa; Rotifera; Eurotatoria; Philodinida; Philodinidae
Source: the annotation of a GenBank genome assembly
AUGACAUUUGGUAUUCAUCAUAUCAUUGGAAUUCAUCGUCUUCAUACGGGUCAAAAAAACUAUUCAACUCCAUUGAUAUUUAAAUCAUAUGCCCAAUGGCCUUAUUGGCAACGAACAGCAUUUGAUUACCUUUUUUGGUGUCAAUUCGCUGAGGCAUUAAACUUUAGUGUUGCACUUCUAUGUUGGCUUUGGAUAUUUCCGCUAACAUUUCCUGAAGCAAAUGAAUGGCAUUUUAAAUGGGUAUCUCGAGUUUUUCUUUUUAAUAUUGCUUGCGAAUUUAUUACUAAUUCAUUUUGGCAUUGGAUAACUCACGCACAUCGAAGUCCAUAUGCUCAAGGACUACUACAUGAAAAAAAAUUUAAUCCAAUUAAUCCUUAUGAAGAAAAAGGACAACAUCAUUUAUUAAGAGAAAUAACAUUCACUACACUUGGGUGGUUACAAUCAGUUUUCAUUCAAUGUAUUUUUAUGUGGUUAUGGGCUAGCGGUCAAUUACCUUAUUAUAGUGAUUUUUGGUCUAAGCCAUUCUUUCCAGUUUUUAUUCUUUUAAGUGUUACUUUUUGGAGAGCAUUUCAUUUCUAUUGGGUUCAUCGUUUUAUGCAUCCAUGGUGGUCUAUUCAAAAUGGUUUACGACAAGGUGAUAUUGGUGCAUUUCUUUAUCGUCAUUUUCAUAGUCUUCAUCAUCAAAGUCGUAAUCCUGGUCCAUGGUCUGGACUAUCUAUGCAUCCAGUCGAACAUUUCUUCUAUUAUACAUGUACUUUUUUUCCUCUUCUCUUUUCCUGUCAUCCACUUCAUUUUCUCUAUACAAAAUUCAAUACUGAUAUUUCUCCAAUUGGUGGUCAUGAUGGUCACGAUAAACCAGCUGUUGGUGCAGGUUUUCAUUACUUACAUCAUGCAGUUUUCGAAUGUAAUUAUGGAUCGCCAUUAAUUGAUUUUGAUCGUCUAUUUAGUACUUAUAAAGAAUAUGUCAGAAAACCAUCAACAAAUGACAAAUGUAAAACUUAA